Molecule: messenger RNA, 344 nt
Organism: Staurois parvus
Lineage: Eukaryota; Metazoa; Chordata; Amphibia; Anura; Ranidae
Source: the annotation of a GenBank genome assembly
UCAUGCUGCUGCCAGGUCCAGAGUCUCUCAUGGGUCCCUGUACGGCCUCCCAUUGCUGCUGUCUCCAUCGCCACACUCUGCCAUGUGCCACUUUCAGGUCUCCUCACACUGCUGGUGUGUUCCAUUUUUUGACAUAGGGUGCUGGCAGAUUACGGGCCUCCCAUAGCUGCUGCCAGGCCCCUAAUCUGCCAUGGGCCCCUAUAUACCGCCUCCUCAUGCUGCUGCCAGGUCCAGAGUCUCUCAUGGGUCCCUGUACGGCCUCCCAUUGCUGCUGUCUCCAUCGCCACACUGCCAUGUGCCACUUUCAGGUCUCCUCACACUGCUGGUGUGUUCAAUUUUUUGAC